Eruca vesicaria subsp. sativa (arugula) is the source of this 1171-nucleotide messenger RNA. Lineage: Eukaryota; Viridiplantae; Streptophyta; Magnoliopsida; Brassicales; Brassicaceae. The record is from the annotation of a GenBank genome assembly.
AUGAACAUCUUUCUUCGGUGCUUCAAACCCAAUUUCUACAAGAAAAGCAAAUCUGCAACAAGUUACAUGAAAAUUCGGCUCGAUAUAGUAAGGAAAAGAAGGAUUGCAAUGGUCAAGUUUCUAAAAAUGGACAUUGUGGAGUUUCUCAAGAAUGGCCUUGAUUAUAAUGCUUAUACAAGAGCAGAAGUAUUACUUGAAGAGCUUAGAAUUAUAUCGUGUUAUGAUAUCAUUGAACGAUUCUGCGAUUGCAUCUCCGAAAAUCUCCCUCUUAUGCUGAAGAACAGGGAAUGUCCUGAAGAAUGCAGAGAAGCUGUUUCCUCUUUGAUAUAUGCAGCGGCAUGGGUUCCUGAUGUUCCUGAACUUAGGGAUCUUAGGGCUAUGUUUACGCGUAGAUUUGGGAGUUUCAUUGCUUCUUCUGUAAAUUAUGAGCUCGUUGAGAAAACCGAACUGCGAAGAAGACCAUCACGUGAGCUCAAGAUUCAGACACUGAAAGACAUUGCGAAAGAGUUUUCUAUUGAUUGGGAUCCUACAGCUUUAAACCUUUUGCUGCUUAGAGAAACCUCAGCUUUGCAAAUUGAGGAUAAUAAGGUCGAGACAGGAGCUGAUGAUCCGAAGAUUGAGACAAAGAACAGUAAUGAUCAAAGUGAGGAUGAGUCGGUUCUUUCACAGGCUUGGACAAGAGAUUCGUUGUCCAACCGUAGUUUAAGUUCGAGUUCAAGCUCGAGCUUUGGUUCUAUAAAAAGAGAUUCUGAAAAGAAUAAGAAGAAGAAGAAGAAGAAGAUUUUGCCUUACGGAAUAAUCUCUUCUCCAAACACCAAACAAGGAGCUAGAAACGAUGAGAAAGCACCAGAGGAGAAGAAGAAGAGUACUGGUCAAGAAAACUCGACGUUACUUAUGCCACAAGGUAGUGGUAACGAAGCUUCAUCAUCAACAAGGGAGAAGGAGAGAACAUCGUCCUUUCAGAGACCUAAGCUCUUGGAUUAUGAUGAUGUGGUGGCUCGGCUUGCAUCUCUUCGCAGGAGAUAAGAGUUUGUAUUUGUAUUUAGCAAAUUAGAUUUCAUUAACUCUGUAUGUAUACAUCAUUAUUAACUUGAAGUAGUAUACAUGUAUUCUUUCACAACCAAAAAAAGGAAAAGUAGAGACUAAUACCAUACUGAGAAAGAUAGCGAUA